UACAAAGUAAACUGAGCUGUAACUGUGUUGACUGUCACUGUUAAGCGUUUUAAUUGUGAUGGUGUAUAUUUGUUAUAUAUCAUAAUGAUUUGCUAUAAUACAGAAAAGUGCGAACUUUGAUUAAUAUUUCGAAGUGAAUUUUGUUCACAUAAGCCUAAUUAAGUGGCUACGAGCGUACAUUGACAGCUGAGUUUGACGCUUUGACCUUGUCUUAUAGAAGUUGGUCUAUUUGUGGGCGUUCUUUGUUUCGACCGUUAUCUUGUGUAGAAGCUACAUUCUGUGUUUGUAAACACUAGUUGUCAACAAUUGUGGACAGAGAAAGGUUUUUGGAAGAGUUGGUCGAUUUUGUACACGAAUUUUGUAAUGUACCCAGUCGAUACAACAGUAAUUACACAAGGAGUCAAGAAACAACAAGGAAUAGGUCACCACCCAAUGGUUCUUGCCUUCAACCUUGUUCAUUCCAAGAGAAAAGGAUUCUUCAUAGGCCUGCCUCCGAAUAGAAUGCCGAUAAACUUUUUUGAUGGAAGUUUCAGUAACGGCUGGUCGAGCAGAUGCUGUUUUUAAAUAAUUAAUUUUGUUUAUUUAAAUCCCACCCUAAAUAUAAAAACUGGCAACAAAUAGCUAAACUAAGGUUUUUGUUUUAAAAAGCUUUUUGACCGCAACACAUUCUGAGGCUAUUUGGCUUCCUUGUUGCUGGUACAGUUUAAGCUAACAUUUGUUGCCCGUUUAACUGUAAAUAUUCCUGGUGCUCAUAGUGUUGAAAGUUUAAAUGUUUUAAUUCUUUUGAAAUACUGGACAUAAAAAUCAGUAAAAAAAAAAAUGAAGUUGCUUGAAAGUUCUCGUUUUGAGGCCAUAAACAAUGCUUUGUUCAUUCAGACUGGAGACUGUAAAAUUUGUGGAAGGAUCGAGAGCUACUCUUGCAAGAUGGCGGGCAACGACAAGCAGCUGUACAAGCGCUUAAACUCGGAGCAAGGCGUCACCCCCCACGACCUGCAGGCUCUCUCCCCGCGCCAGGUGUCCCCGGGAGUUUCCCCCGGAUGUUGCCAGUACAGCCGCAGUAUUUCAGGAGACGAGGAAGGCCCGUUGUGCGACACAAUAAGCCGCAAGACUUUGUUCUAUCUCAUUGCUACGCUCAACGCCUCCUUUCAACCUGACUAUGAUUUUGGUGAUGCUAAGAGCCAUGAAUUCAGCAAGGAACCAAGCCUGCAGUGGGUGAUGAACACCGUGGACAGUCACUUGAGUGCAACUGCGGGAGAGCAGUACAGAGUCCUGAGAGCUGCCCUGUGGACAGCUUUAGAUGACGAGAUAUCAAUGACGGACUGCGACAUUUACAGCUACAAUCCUGAUCUCGCUUCUGAUCCAUUCGGUGAAGACGGGUGUUUGUGGUCGUUCAACUACUUCUUUUACAACAGGAAGUUGAAGCGCAUUGUAUUCUUCACUUGCAGAGCCAUUAAUCCAAGCUACAUGUUGGAUUCAAGCAUUGCUGGCGACUUUGCCAUGGACGAAGAUGAAAUGUACUGAACAAAUCAGUUUCAGGGCAAGAAUGAACAAAACAUAUUUAGAAUUUAAUUUAAGUCAGUAAUCAUGAGUUUAGACUUUCACUUUGUAGAUAUUAGGCAUGCAGAAAUAGUGCUGUAGCAGUAGAUUUUAACACUUUAAAUUAAAGUUAUUUUAUAUAUAUUCUAUGCAUAUUUUACUUAAAAUACAGCAUUGCUAAUAUGUAGUGUUUUCCCCUUCAUUUUAGUAUUUUAACAAAAUAUUAGUAAUCAUAUUAAUAUUUUAAUGGUAUGUUAGCAUGCAUUUCAAAUUUUAAUGUUGAAUCUCUUCCUUUUCUGUAUAUUUUUAUUUUUAACUUUUAAAUUUAUGUUACUUGGUGUAAUUUGUAGUGGCUAUUACUUACAUGCUUUUAACUGUAACCGGAGAAUCAGGUUUUUAUGUCGGAACUGUUAUUACUUUAUUAGUCUUUGUAGUUAGUUUGUCUCUAUAGAAGUACCUGUUGUAUUGUUUUUAUAUUAGCAUUACGUGUUGCCAACAGCUUUUUUGUUGCUGUGCAUCCACCCACCCAUUUUGCAAGUUUCGCCUUGCGGUCACUGCCAGCAAACAAGAUUUUUGUACCAUUUUAGCAGAUUUCACGUAGCUUUAGGUGAGAACGUAUUUCCCGUCGGGUCAGUAAAAUUCGCAAAGACGCACUUGCUCAAGUGUUAAUCGCCAGAAACAAGUUUCUCAAACCGUUAAGAUUAGAGGCGGUUUGGCAAGAUGCCGCUUAAGACCGAAGUGAUUUCAUUAUAUGCGCACUGGUUUUUUAAUUGCUUCAGCGUUUUUUUUGUACAAAAAGUUUCUCUAUUUUGAGCAAAGUGAUUUUGAGAAUUAAUAGCAAUGGCAUGCAAUGCAAUCCUGGUGGUUGCUUUGUAUUUGUUCAUCACUUUUAAGAUUUUGACAGUCUUUUGAUAACCUUGCGAUUUAUACACUGGCAACUCUGCAGUGCUUCACAUUGUUGUGGAUUCAUUGUUCUCUCUCAAACAGUGCAAAUUCUCUCGCUUGCUGUCGCUGGCAUUGUCACAAUGCCAUGUUUAAGCCCUAAAGUGGCUUAAAAAAAAAUUACGCAUUAGGGUAAGAUAAAUUUAGCUUAUGUAUAGCAUUUUGGGCAUGUUCUUCAAUCAUGUAAAAAAUUUCCCGUAAAUUUUACGACAAUGAAACCGGCAAUUUAAUACUGUUCGUUCUAUUCCAUUACUAAGAACAACUUCCUUUUAUUUACUGAAAUAAGUGAAGUCCAAAAAGAAAUAAUAUAUUAAUUAUUUACAUAUUACUCUUUCACCAAGGUUAUUCUAGUUUGCGUUAAGGGAAACUACAUACUCUGAAGGUGUGUGACGUAUAGCGUUUCAGAAAAGUGAUUUUUCAUUGUAAAUAUGAGCCUUAACAGUUUUCUUUCAUUUUGACUAUGUACUGUCAUCACCAAAGAUUUAGUAGACAUAGUUUCAAUUCCAUAAAGUGAGAAUUCUUUUUAAUGGAAGGGAGAUUGCCUUAACAUUUGGCCAUUGGUUGGUUUACGAGCAGAGGAAUAUAUUAAAAUACAGUAAAAGAUAUUUGAAUCCGGCAUCUUCUGGAUCACGACCUCAGUGGAUUUUUUGAUUUUGCCGGAUCAUCAGACGUCACUGUAGCUUUAACAGGAAUACCAAAGAAAUGAGCCUGUUGAAGUGUAACCUGCUGGAAAAACAGGAAACACUGAACUGGAAUUAGAACUGACCGUGACGGUGAAUUGAGUGGACUAAAAAUGUCUGAAAUCACAGUAACAGCCUGGCGGCCAAUGUGAGCUAACAGAAUCCACCCAAACAAAAACCUAACGCGAGCAGCAUGAUUGCUGCUAGGUACGGAAUAUGCUCAAACCACGGAAUGCCGAAUUUGAGAUCUUUCACUGUAUUUACUUAUAUUUCCAGACAGAACAUAAAAACUUUUGCAUGUAUUUGUUAGUUUUAUUUCACAAAGUAAUUGAUCCAAGCAUGAAUAUUGUGCCAGUUUAAUUUUUCAAUAUAAAAUGUUCAUUGCAAAAUAAAAUCACAUUCAUCUGUAAUAUUUAUUAAAUAUGUGUUGUUCAGUUAUAUCUUAUGUAUAAUGCAUAAAAUAUGAAAUAUAUUAACAUAAUAAUCUUAAAUUUUAAUGGUUAGCGUUGUAAAAAUCUUUUUUGUCUUGGGAAAGUGAAAACCCAAAAUAGGUACAGAUAAUUUCAGCUGCUGAGUUAUGCAGUAAUGUUUUCUUGAAUGUAGGUUUUUGUGUGUAUAUGUAGAUGUAAAGGUGUUUGAAAUGCAUGAGUAUACACAUUGGUAGUAAUUUAGUGUGGGUUUUGAAUGUUGAAACACAUUCGGUGUCAAGUGGAAUUAUGUUUCUUAAUGAAGUUUAAGUUUAAGAUGAUGUAUUCACGAACAAAUUUGGUUUCAAUAGUAACCAAAGAAAUAGUGAACACCCCGAUUUUGUAGUGAGUGGUAGAGAAACUAACAUUUCACAUAAAAUGUGUGUUUGUACGCCAUAAAGUACAAAAUAUACAGUUGCUUAGUUAAAAGAAAAAAAAAGCAAUGUAAGUGUUAUGCUUGAACCUAAAAAGAAAAAUUAACGGAUUUCAUUGGAGUAAUUCUUACCAAUUGAUUUAUGGAUCAGGUAGAUUAUAUAAAUCAAUUGUAUUUACUGUUUGGCCAUGACUUUGUCGAUGCUUGUUUAAAUUAUUAACAUCAAUAUGUUUUGGUUAGAGCUGAAGUUGUGGCAGUGUUUGAUAAAAAAAAAAUGGAGGGUGGGGGGGUGUCUAAUCGAAAAUAUUUGGCAUUCAUGAAUAGUUAACUUAGAAAUUGGAGGAGAGGAAGGAAUAAUAAAAGGGUCUGGUAAUGUAGAAUGUGUGAAGCAGAUAUUACAGAUGUAGAUUAUGCUAGUAAUAGUGGGAUUUUAAAAAAAAUAACAUAGAAUAGGAAGACUUGGAGCCUAAUGUCAAUCAUUUUAAUAGCUAUUAUUUACUUGGAACACACACUCACUUGCCAAUUUAUGUUUAUAUUACUACAUCAAUAUUUCCUAGAUAUUAAUGUAAAAUAAAAAUUAUAAAAAAUACAAUUUAAAAUUACAGUGAAAUGGUGCUUUUUGGACUGUGACCGUGCCGGUGUAGAGACUUUGCUGGUUUAUCAGAUGUCAAUAGAGUUUUAACAGGAAUACCGUAGAUAAAAUUAAUAGAUUGCAAUGAUAAUUUGAAACAAGUUGUUAAUCUGCUCUAUGGAAAGAAAAAAAUGCACACAAGCAUUAGGCCUGUGCAAAUAAUAGUUUGCUGAUGCGAAGCUAAUAUCAAAUUGAAUGUUUAAAAUAUUCAUGAAGUCAAAUGCAGUUGCGAAUUGUUCUUGGCGAAGCUGUAUUACACUUAAUUUAUAAAAUACAGGAGUGAAGUAAAAAAAAAAAUAGAUUAUCAUGAUAUAACAUUUUGAAUUUUUGGACUGAUUAUGUGAUUAACCAAUUGGGUCCUAUACUUUUAACAUUUUAUACAUUGUUCAAAAAAUAUUUUUAAAUAUUCAUAUAUAAUAUUAAUAUGAGCAUUCAUAAAAGCAAACUGUAUGCCACCUUCAAAUUUUAAGUAACUAACUUUAUUUAAGAAAAACAAACACAACACAAAAAAAACCUAAAUAUUUUCAUGAGCUGAGUGUUAAGGCUUCAAUGUUUUAAAGCUUUGCAAAAAAUGCAUAGCAUCACAUCAGAAGUUAAGCUUCAAAUAAAACAAAUAGCAAAAUUUCCUUGCGAAGUGAAAACAAAUUCUAAAAAGAGCUUCGAUUGAUUCGCUUAGUCGAAGCUUCACACAUGCCUAAUAAGCAUAACUGUUGUGAAAAUGUCUCUUCAUACAACAUGCGGUGACCGUGGUUUCGAUCUCUUCAAAAUGUUUGAAAAUGAACACCAAAAGUGCAGGUAUGGCAGUUUUGCAAAUUAUGGUCAAGGUCAACAAAUGCCUGAAUUCACCCAGAAAAAAAAAUCAGAACAUGAGUGGCUUAAUCAAUGCUAGAUUUUUCAGAAUCUGCUGAACUGAAGCAUGCUGGAUUAUAAACCGCUGGCUGUAUGGAAAAUUUAUUGUGUUAAUUUUAUUCAUGUUUUGCUCAAUUUAGAAGAGUUUUUACGAACUUUAAAGGCAUUACACUGAAAUUUUUGUUCAAAAAAAUUACAUUUCACUAAAAAUAAAACACUGUAUGUUAUUUUUAAUUCUUAAAUUAACAAACUAUACAUAACAAGUGAAAACUAUUGGAAACUACCUGUCCACAAAGCAUUAAAUGAACUUCAUGUUUUUUUGUAAAUUGAAUACAUGUAUCAAUACCGUUCUUAGUUUUGUUUAAGUGUAGAAUACGAGCUUAGUGAAUGUAUGUUCAUUGGUGCUACUUAUUCAUCUAAUUAUUAUUUUCUUUUGCACUAUAUCACAAUAAUUCAGUAAGGUUGACUGGUGCUUGGUACGUAUUUAUGAAACCUUACAAUGUCGAAAGAUGUACAUCCGUGUUGUAUAGUAAAACUGCUAUGCUUGUAACUCAAGAUGGAAAAAAAAAAUUGUCAUGAUUUCAUUAACGUUACCCAUCUUGUAAUUCCUUACAGGAAACAUGUUUAAUGUAAUGUACUGGUUAUUACUGGCUAUUUUUUAUUUUAAUCCUAAUCUCUGUAAAAGUGUAACUACUUGACAGUGUAAGGAAAAAUGUCAGUGUGUGUCUAUAUAUAUAUAUAUAUACACAUAUACACACCAAUCCCUCACUUAGCACGACUAAUUCGUUCCUAAAAAUGUUCGUGUUAAUCGAAAUCGCGUAUUCUGAAGCAUUAGUCCCCAUAAAUAUAAGGCUAAAUUAUUUAAUGUGUUCCAAGAUGUGUAGGGAAGUAAUCUUUACAUAAUAUAAAUGCGUAGAAUAAUACUUGAAAAUGCAUAUGUCAUAUCAUUUAUCUUUUUAAGCCUACCACCGAAUACGUUAGAUAAAGAAAACAUGGCACAGUGUAACGGGAGAUAAGUGGUAACAUAUUUACCGUCAGUCAGCAGGUUGGCUUGCCCGCCCAGGCGUGACCUUCAACACGCGCGCGCAUCUGUCUGCCUGCUGUAGCAAGCAGCUGGAUCCUUUGUUAUUACGUUUAAAACUUAACAAAAUUAAAACACUUUUAUGAAAUUAAGAACCGGUUUUAUGUAACUUUAAAACACACAGCCAUAUGUAAACAUUUAAUUUGUUAUGCACACCUCUUAUAAAAGCGGCAAUGUAAACAAAUCAGUUAACAGAUAAACAGAUUUAGAUUUUCCCUAGAGCACAAACAUAACAUUAAAAUACGGGUACACUCCCUAUUUAACGCGGUUGUCGGGGGACAUAACUUUUACCCGCGUUGUUGCAUAACCGCGAUGUUUCGAUGUGACCAAGGUCAAAAGGCAUAAAACACCGCCUGUGUUCUAAUAGGUCGGCAAGCACGCACAGUAUAGACGGCCCGCCUUUGUGCGGACUUUGCAUCCGCAGUUUCCACUAAACACGGGUGCAAAAAUAAAAAUAAUAAAUUUUAAAGAUAAAUAUUAAAUGUUGAAUUGUUUUUAUUUUUCCGCGUGCCGCGCACAGUUUGUCGCACGGCCUACGAGCGCGCCACACGCCGCCAUACACACGUGCGGCACACAAGCUGCUGCUGCCAGUCUCGUGGUGUUAUCCACAGUAUCUGCUUCGUCAGUGUCCGUAAAAAAGUAAGUGCAGUGUGUGCGGUUACACACGAUUCUGUGGUCAAAGUCUUCUAAAAAGAAAGGCCGUAGUGAUACUUCAAACCGAAUAUGAAUCGCAAAGUACCGAGUUUGAUUGACAAAAUAAAAAUUUUAGAUUUACUUACAGAUAGCUUGUCUUUUGUAGAAGCUGGCCGCAGAUACAGGAAAAAAACGAUUCUAGCAUUCGUACAAUAAACAAUAAAGAAUCGUCUAUCGUGUCAAGUGGUUAAACUUUAUUAUCCAUGCUUACAGUAAAUUAUAAAUGGUCACAUGUGGGAAACAAAAAUUGUGCCAAUUUAAUUUUAGCGCAAUCAGUGACGCCGUAUUAAAAACCGUGUUAAACUUUGUCUUUACUUAUUUCACCAAACGCUGUGUCGAGUUGCUGAGUGUGUGUGGCUCGGAUCGGCAAGUGUUAUAUUCCCCAGCCUCUGUUUAAAGGUCGGGAGACCGCUACACAUAAACAUUUCCGGGACUUGUUUACUACCUCACGGCAAAAGUGGUACAGUAUGGUUCACGUAAAUAUUGGACCACUGGGAAUUCCUGGGCAAAGAUUAAAAAUACGCUAGCCGAUUUACUUUACUAUUUAAUGUUAAAACAUUAUACCAAAGUAAAAAGAUGAACUUGUAUAAUACAAUGAAUUACCCAAUAAUAUUACGUCUGUAGGUGUAACAAAACAUUUAUAUACAGAUGUCCAGUAAAGUACCAAUUAAGAUUCUGGAGUGGAAUUUUAAACACCGGACUACCUGAUUUUGCCUUGUACGCAGCGACGCUGCUCAGUCAAGUGACUCAUGCUCUGCCUGUGUGCUGCGUGAACACAUUCCCUCCCCCACUCCCCCUGGUGUUUCUGCCCGCUCUAAUCUCUACCUCUCUCCAUGUUCUCGGCUAGCCUCUCCCUACCCAGCGCUUGCCGACAACCAAGCCUAUCCAACAUCAAUCCCAAGCCGAGUCACGCUGGAUAAUGUCGCUGGAUGGUGGGCUUUAUCAGGUCCCCUGUCCGAUGCUUCAUUUGUGAGAUAAAGCGACGUUAAGAACUAGUGUUUCAGAAAAUAUCACUGGGCUGGAUUGGACCAUAAUUUGAAAACCCUACAAGAUAGAGGAAUAAUGUACGGAGAUAUCUUGUUUAGAAUUUUACUGCGGACAUUUUCUACGCCUAGGCUUUUUUCUGCCCGAUGCUUAGUUUGUUAGUUACAACGCAAAAUUAUCCUAAUCGGCUGUCAACCAUUUAUUCCAUUAUUAUUAUUAUUCAUUUCUGACUGGGGGACAUGGUUUGACCCGCGAUAUACCCGAUUCUGCGAUCAAUCGGGGCGCGAUAUACCGGGAGUUUACUGUAUGUACCAUAUGUACAUAUACAAAACAUAAAAGUUAGUUAAAUAUUUUCUGGGGUGAAAUUAACACUAUCAUCUUGCUUUUUUUUAAAAAAACGUGUCCAAUUUCAUCUGCUUUGGUUUCUGUACGGUACGGCCUGGUCUGCAGCCGGGCAUCAACGGCCGGGCAUCAACAGUACGGCCCGGUGUUUGUUUAUCUGCGUGCGCAUCUCUUUCCCCUCGCAUUCCAAACCACUCUUCCCCCCUCGAAUUCCAUACCUGACGUCGCGGCGUUUCCGAGAUUUUUUUUAGCCUGUGGCGAUUUCGUGCUAACUGAAAUUUACAGACGUGCUAUUCGAGACUAGGGCAGUAAAAUUUACAUCGUGCUAACUGAAUUCGCAUUAAGUGAAGACGUGCUAUGCGAGGGAUUGGUGUGUGUGUGUAUAUAUAUAUAUAUAUAUAUAUAUAUAUAUAUAUAUAUAUA
This is a messenger RNA of Bacillus rossius redtenbacheri, 9001 nucleotides long. RefSeq names its product repressor of RNA polymerase III transcription MAF1 homolog (gene Maf1). NCBI's taxonomy places the organism in Eukaryota, Metazoa, Arthropoda, Insecta, Phasmatodea, Bacillidae. The record is from RefSeq and is a predicted model, not a curated record. Gene Ontology annotation, biological process: negative regulation of transcription by RNA polymerase III. The transcript has 7 exons. Bases 820 to 1521 code for a protein of 233 amino acids. Gene Ontology annotation, cellular component: nucleus. Gene Ontology annotation, molecular function: RNA polymerase III core binding.